Messenger RNA from Jaculus jaculus (lesser Egyptian jerboa), 2078 nucleotides. It is a transcript of the gene Kcnk13, whose product is annotated as potassium two pore domain channel subfamily K member 13. The transcript has 2 exons. The record is from RefSeq and is a predicted model, not a curated record. Bases 1 to 1218 code for a protein of 405 amino acids. Gene Ontology annotation, cellular component: membrane. NCBI's taxonomy places the organism in Eukaryota, Metazoa, Chordata, Mammalia, Rodentia, Dipodidae. Gene Ontology annotation, biological process: potassium ion transmembrane transport; stabilization of membrane potential. Gene Ontology annotation, molecular function: potassium ion leak channel activity.
AUGGCCGGCCGGGGAUGCGGCUGCGGCCCGGUCCACCUGAACGAGGACAACGCGCGCUUCGUGCUGCUGGCUGGGCUCAUCGUGCUGUACCUGGUGGGCGGCGCCGCCGUCUUCUCGGCGCUGGAGCUGGCGCACGAGCUGCAAGCCAAGCAGCGCUGGGACGAGCGCCUGGCCGACUUCAGCCGCGGCCACAACCUGAGCCGCGACGAGCUGCGCGCCUUCCUCCGCCACUACGAGGAAGCCACCAGGGCCGGCGUCCGCGUGGACCACGUCCGGCCGCGCUGGGACUUCACCGGCGCCUUCUACUUCGUGGGCACCGUCGUGUCCACCAUAGGGUUUGGCAUGACGACGCCGGCCACAGUAGGAGGGAAAAUCUUUCUGAUCUUUUACGGCCUCAUUGGCUGUGCCAGCACCAUCCUGUUCUUCAACCUCUUCCUGGAACGGCUCAUCACCGUCAUCGCCUAUGUCAUGAGGUCCUGCCACCAGCAGCAGCUGCGGAGACGCGGGGCUGUGGCUCGGGACAGCGCGGAGACCCUGGGGAAGGGGGCGGCGGGCAGCCUGGCUGGCUGGAAGCCCUCGGUGUACUGCGUCAUGCUGAUCCUGUGCUCGGCCUCCGUGGCCAUCUCCUGCGGGGCUUCGGCUCUGUACGCGGCCAUGGAGGGCUGGAGCUACUUCGACUCGCUCUACUUCUGCUUCGUGGCUUUCAGCACCAUUGGCUUCGGGGACCUCGUCAGCAGCCAAAACGCCCAGUAUGAAAGCCAAGGGCUCUACCGCUUUGCCAACUUCGUCUUUAUACUCAUGGGCGUCUGCUGUAUCUACUCCCUGUUCAACGUCAUCUCCAUCCUCAUCAAACAGACCAUGAACUGGAUCCUCAGGAAACUGGACGGCGGGUGCCAACAAUGCCAAAGAGGACUCUUGCGGUCCCGGCGGAAUGUGGUGAUGCCAGGCAAUGUCCGCAGCAGGUGCAACAUCUCCAUAGAAACAGACGGGGUGAUGGAGAGUGACACAGAUGGCCGACGUCUGUCUGGGGAGAUGAUCUCCAUGAAGAACUCCAACAAGGUCUCUCUGGCCAUCCUGCAGAAGCAGCUCUCUGAAAUGGCUAAUGGCAUGCCCCACCAGUCCACCAGUGCACAGUCCCGGGACGAUGAGUUCUCAGGUGGAGUGGGAGCCUUUGCAAUAAUGAACAACAGGUUGGCAGAGACCAGUAGUGACAGGUAGGAGGCAGGAGUGGCCCCUGGGCAUGGCGCUCAAGGGCAGGUGGAAAAUGAGGGCCUGCCAUUCAAGAGAUGUGUUCCGCUCGCCCUGGCUAUGUUCCACCUGGGAGCUAUUCUCAUUAGCUUUUGAAAUCUCACCUUAGUCCCAACCAACAACCAUCUCCCAGGGUUGGGGAACUGGACCCUCCAGGCCUGCCUCUGACUUUACUCUUGAAGUUCAGAUUCCUUCUUUUCAGAACGAAUCACAAAAUCCGCAUAAGACUUGUAUUGUCACCACCAUCCUCUUCCUCCAGAGGUUCAACUGUCUGUGGGAGACAGGUUUCACUCCAGCUUUGAUUUCCUCCUGACAGAUUUGUCACCUGUGAAGGAAAACCUGAAGAUCCCAAUUCUUCCUGGAACUGUGAAUAGCUAAAUUCAUCAUUUUACCUGGCUCCUCAAGAUAAAAGAGGAUUCCAGAAUGUGUCUGGGCCUUCUUUCUGCCCGACUUCCUUCUGCACAGAUUUGCUGUUGGUUCCAUGGAUAGGGGGGAAAAAUGUUUUUCCUGCUCCUUAUACCCCAUCUCAGGUUUUUGUUUGUUUGUUUGUUUUAUUUUCCUUCUAUUUGUAAGACAAGAGUGUUGGUCUGAAGUGUUCCUGGGUUUUCAGGUGAUAAGAAAACUUCAGGCCUUAAAGCUGUAACAGUAAGAUGAUGACACUCGGAUAGAGGAGAGUAAAGGCUCCCUUUUGUAACUGAAGAGAUAUCUUAAUGUUCUCCCUUUGAAUGGUCACAUAGACUGUCAUUUUGACCAGGACUUGGAGCUCAUUAUAGAGAUGGCAACUGACUAUUUAUUAGAACUGAAAUUUUAAUAAAUUCUCAUUUUAUUAA